AUGGCUUCAACCUCAAUGAUACUCUGUUGGGCAACAUUGAAUGAAAAGCGUGCCUUCCAGGGGUGCCAAAGAGUCAUCUGCACAUGUCCUUUAAGCCCAACGCAUAAUACGUGUUGUUGGUGCUUGUCGCUAACAACGACUGACCCCUCUGGUUAUGAAGACUGGGCUUCAGGUGAUGAUAAUCAAAUGGUUCGAGCUCAGAUGCAUCAUCUGCCGGAUACACAGAGGGGUCACGCAACCUGGGCCACUCGAUUUGAGAUAGAAGGAUCAGAUAAAUUCCUAGUACAACCAUCCAAUCCAGAUACUACUCUGAUCGAGACCUCAACGGAAGGUAGUCUUGAGUUCCGCACCGAGAUUCCCUCGCUCAACAUUUAA
Molecule: messenger RNA, 375 nt
Organism: Amorphotheca resinae ATCC 22711
Lineage: Eukaryota; Fungi; Ascomycota; Leotiomycetes; Helotiales; Amorphothecaceae
Exons: 1
Coding region: 1-375 (124 amino acids)
Source: RefSeq, a predicted model, not a curated record